Lineus longissimus is the source of this 9853-nucleotide messenger RNA. Its product is annotated as sodium/potassium-transporting ATPase subunit alpha-like. Gene Ontology annotation, biological process: intracellular sodium ion homeostasis; intracellular potassium ion homeostasis; potassium ion import across plasma membrane. Lineage: Eukaryota; Metazoa; Nemertea; Pilidiophora; Heteronemertea; Lineidae. The transcript has 19 exons. The coding region runs from base 47 to 3163 and encodes 1038 amino acids. The record is from RefSeq and is a predicted model, not a curated record. Gene Ontology annotation, molecular function: ATP binding; ATP hydrolysis activity; P-type sodium:potassium-exchanging transporter activity. Gene Ontology annotation, cellular component: plasma membrane.
CGUGACCUAUUACGUCACGGUCACCGACCGCCCCUUUUACUCUAAAAUGGCGUCCAAGAAAUUGAAAGAGAAAGAAGAGCCCCGGGCUGAUAGUUACCGGUUCGCGGUGACUGAUGGCGACGAUGAGAAUGCCUCCGGUAAGAAGAAGAAGGGGAAGAAGCAGAAGAAGAAGCAGGAGUUGGAUGAACUCAAGCAGGAACUCGAGAUGGAUGACCACAAAAUUCCCAUCGAAGAAUUAUACGAUGUCUUAGGCACCGAUCCCAAUCUUGGUUUAACACCAGAUAAGGCAAAAGAAGUCUUUGCACGCGAUGGUCCAAAUUGUUUGACACCUCCAAAGACGACACCAGAGUGGGUGAAAUUCUGCAAACAGCUAUUCGGCGGCUUUAGUUUACUUCUGUGGAUAGGAGCAAUUCUCUGUUUCAUUGCAUAUUCUAUACAAGCCUCAACUUAUGAUGAACCACCUGGCGAUAAUCUGUAUCUCGGAAUUGUCCUGGCAGUUGUCGUAAUGGUGACAGGCUGCUUUGCCUACUACCAAGAAUCAAAAAGCUCCAAGAUUAUGGAAUCGUUUGCCAAAAUGGUUCCUCAGUUCGCCCUGGUCGUCAGGAAUGGUGAGAAAUUGAACGUCCAGGCUGAAGAGCUCGUCGUUGGUGACAUCAUCGACGUCAAGUUUGGUGACCUGGUUCCCGCGGAUAUUCGUGUUAUAUCGGCGCAUGGAUUCAAGGUGGACAACAGCUCCCUGACUGGAGAAUCUGAGCCCCAAUCCAGGACCCCCGACUUUACGAACGACAACCCAUUGGAAACAAGGAACUUGGCUUUCUUCUCGACAAAUGCUGUCGAAGGUACCUGCCGUGGCAUCGUCAUCAGCACAGGUGACAGGACCGUCAUGGGACGUAUCGCCAACUUGGCCUCCGGACUUGAGAUGGGCGAGACCCCAAUUGCCCGCGAGAUUGCCCAUUUCAUCCAUCUGAUCACUGCUGUGGCCGUGUUCCUCGGAGUCAGCUUCUUCGUCAUCGCCUUCAUCCUUGGGUACUACUGGCUCGACGCGGUCAUCUUCCUGAUCGGUAUCAUUGUGGCCAAUGUGCCUGAAGGUCUCCUCGCCACUGUAACGGUAUGCCUGACUCUGACUGCCAAGCGUAUGGCCUCCAAGAACUGCCUCGUCAAGAACUUGGAAGCAGUUGAGACGCUCGGAUCGACCUCGACCAUCUGCUCGGACAAGACUGGUACCCUGACCCAGAACAGGAUGACCGUCGCCCACAUGUGGUUUGACAACAGGAUCGUGGAAGCUGACACCAGCGAUGACCAGAGCAAUGCUUCAUACAGUCGAAAGGACUCGACCUGGCUGGCCUUGGCCCGCGUUGGUAUGUUGUGUAACCGUGCCGAGUUCAAGACUGGUCAAGAAGAGGUGCCAGUUCUGAAGAGGGAAUGCAACGGUGACGCGUCUGAAUCUGCCCUCUUGAAGUGCGUUGAGCUGUCCAUGGGAAAAGUCAUCGAAUACAGGAUUCAGAACAAGAAAGUCUGUGAGAUUCCCUUCAACUCGACCAACAAAUACCAGGUUUCAAUCCAUGAAUACACCGACGAUAAGGGAGAUGUUUCCAACGUCCUCGUCAUGAAAGGCGCUCCUGAGCGAAUCCUUGAUCGCUGCGCGACAAUCUUGAAUAACGGACGUGAGGAGCCAAUGAACGAGAAGUGGAGAGAUGCAUUCGAGAGUGCGUACCUCGAGCUCGGAGGCCUGGGAGAGCGUGUCCUCGGUUUCUGCGACUUCCCACUGGACACCAAACAGUUCCCGAUCGGCUAUCCGUUCGAUUCUGAGGAUCCAAACUUCCCCUUGACUGGCCUCCGAUUCGUCGGCUUGAUGUCCAUGAUCGAUCCCCCUCGUGCCGCUGUGCCAGACGCCGUCGGAAAGUGCCGAAGUGCCGGUAUCAAGGUCAUCAUGGUGACUGGUGAUCAUCCCAUCACGGCAAAGGCUAUUGCUAAGGGUGUCGGUAUCAUCUCCGAGGGUAACAAGACUGUUGAAGAUAUUGCUUCUGAGCUGAACAUCCCUGUUGCGGAGGUCAACCCACGAGAUGCCCACGCCUGCGUUGUCCACGGUUCUGACCUGAGGGACAUGACCCCAGCCCAGAUCGAUGAAAUCUUGAAGAACCACGACGAGAUCGUCUUCGCCCGUACCUCACCACAACAGAAACUCAUCAUCGUUGAAGGUUGCCAGAGACAGGGAGCUAUUGUGGCUGUGACCGGUGAUGGUGUGAAUGACUCCCCUGCUCUGAAGAAGGCUGAUAUUGGUGUCGCCAUGGGUAUCGCCGGUAGUGAUGUCAGCAAACAAGCCGCCGACAUGAUCCUCUUGGACGACAACUUUGCCUCCAUCGUCACCGGCGUCGAGGAAGGCCGUCUCAUCUUCGACAACUUGAAGAAGUCGAUCGCGUACACUCUGACCAGCAACAUCCCCGAGAUAUCUCCCUUCCUCCUGUUCAUCAUCGCCAACAUUCCUCUACCCCUUGGUACCAUUACCAUUCUCUGUAUUGAUCUCGGAACCGACAUGGUGCCUGCUAUUUCCCUCGCCUACGAAAAGGCCGAGUCGGACAUCAUGAAGCGUAAGCCCCGUGACCCCAUCAAUGACAAGCUCGUCAAUUACCGUCUCAUCAGUAUGGCGUACGGACAGAUCGGUAUGAUCCAGGCCUCCGCUGGGUUCUUCGUCUACAUUGUCAUCUUGGCUGAGAACGGCUUCUGGCCCAUUCGUCUGUUCGGCCUUCGUAAGGAGUGGGAUGCGAAAGGCAUCAACGACUUGGAAGAUUCCUACGGACAGGAAUGGAGUUACUUCCAGCGCAAGACCCUGGAGUACACGUGUCACACGGCUUUCUUCGUGUCCAUCGUGGUCGUGCAGUGGGCCGAUUUGCUGAUCUGCAAGACGCGUCGUAACUCCAUCGUACACCAAGGAUUGAAAAAUCACCACAUGACGUUUGGAUUGUUCUUUGAGACGGCCCUGGCCGCUUUCCUGACCUACUGUCCAGGUCUCGACAAGGGUCUGCGCAUGUACUCGUUGAGAUUCACCUGGUGGUUACCAGCCCUCCCAUUUUCCUUGCUGAUCUUCGUGUAUGACGAAUGCCGAAAAUACAUCCUGCGUCGGUCAAAACCGGGCAGUUGGAUCGAGCUGGAAACAUACUAUUAACGAUCGUUGCAUGUCUAGGCCUUCAAAGAGAAUUUGUGAAACCGUGCAGGGACUAAACUCAUAUGACCAUAUGCAAGCGAGAGACAGGGACACCAGCUGAUGUAAAUGAUAACAGUAGCUAAUUGGGGUUCUGCCCAUACUUGGGUUGCGGCUGAAUAUCAUACUCGGGGGCCAACGUCGACCAAAAAAACCCUGAAAAGGGAAGUUAAUACCAGCUACCUCUUGCUCAAAAUUUUAAAAAUUGUUUCUUUCUUGCAAAAAGAUGAUUCCUGAAAAAGUCUGUUUUGCUCGGUUUUAAACUCAAAAGUUAUGAAUUUUCCUUUGCAUUAAGUUUUCGAAACAUUUUCUGGACGUAAAUUCACUUUGUUAAUCAAAAAGGAUAGUAGAGACUCCAUUGUGGGUAGAACUCUAGCUGCUGUAGGGAUUGUUCGUUUCUGUACAUUUUUACUUGUAAAUAUAAAGGUGUCCUAAAUAUAAUGGUGUCCUUCACUACUGGUUCAGUCCGAGCACAACAGACCUGUGCGUUUGGGCGGCGUUCAUUGGAAUCGAUGCGUGUAAAUCGCAGAUAAAAAACGCUGGAGUUUCAAAAACGUUGUUCAAACCACUGGCACAAAUUUUGGUCGUUGAAAGUCAGCGGCUUACACGGUUUAAUCAAACAACACAGUGAUGUAUAAGGUCGUUACAUAUGAUACGCAAACAGGGGUCUGUAGAUAAUAGUUGACCUGUAGUUUGUCGCAAAUAAUUUGUCUCUCACUUCUCUCGGAAUGUAUUAUAUUUCCUUUUGCACCUUUUAAACGGGGUCCUCGCAAUCUGUCAGCUCGUUUUAUCAAGAACACUUUUUAAUUUUGCCACCAUCGCUUUUAUUUAUAGAAGUUAGUACUGUAUUUGAAAAAGGAGCACGGUUAUAAUUUGAAACCGAAGUACUGUCAUUUAAAAAAGAAGAGCUGCAUUGAGAUACAUGUAGAAUCAAUCGAAAUUGAUAAAAGCACUGCCUGUCUGCUGUUGUGCAUCUGUUCUGUCACCCAUUUCAAUGCAGCAUAAGCUACAAAUACCAUUUAAAGUUACAUUAAAGGAAACCUGGGUCUCUGACAUUUUCUGACCCUGAAAGUAGUGACAUUCUCAAUAAUAGUCGUUUGACUGAAAGCGAGGACCCUAUGUUUAUUUCGUGAUGACAGUGCAUCUUGCACCCCCUGGUAGUGAAGGAUGGUGAUGCAAGCUCAAUGAAUGUGAUACUCAAUAAAUAAUGUCGUACUUCAGUACCUUAUGUCGCGGCGUGGAUGAGAGAGAGAGAGAGCGAGCAAGUGUCAAUACAGGCGGAAUUUCCUAGAGUAGUGGCUGGAAAAUGAAGUGGCGGUUGAGCAGUAUCGGCUAAAAAUUGUGAUAGAUAUCCAGCUCAUGCCAACAUGCAAUGUUGGCUUCAUACAAGAGCUGAAAUGGUCCAGGGAUUGUGUCGUUACUUUUACCCUUCAAUCAUUAUUACACGGUGUUCAAAGGGGUCUUGACGAGCCCAUGUCUUAGCCGGAAUGCAAAUUUAACUGCUUGACAUCAGAAAAUACAGUUAUUGGGGCACGAACGUCUUGGACGCUGUAGGAAAUAAUUUCAAGUUGUAGAAGUUAAUGUUGGACGCUUGAAAUUACCUGAGCCUGUUCUAUUACCUGAAAUUUGCCUGUACACUUGAGGAAUAAACAUUUUAUCUAAUCCCACCUUUCUCUAAAUCUGCACCAAUGCUCGGCAGGAUUGGAGGAGUUUUCAAUGUCGCGUAAAAGAAGAAAUUUUCUUCAUUUGUUGAUAUGAACACUUUGGGUUUAGUUUCGUGGUGUGUCUUUUUGCAAUUUCAGAAUAGUCUUGAAAAGAUUUCUCAGUGCUACUGAAAAUGUUUCUGUGCGUGAACUUUAAAAUUGUGAAAAGCAUUUCCAAAGUUGGUCCUGUUAACAUCGUUCAUGGAUUUGAUGUGAAUUAUUCCGAGGUGGGACGUUGAAAAUCUGCUCCGGUCCUGUUUGAGUCUGUUACAAGAACCGUCUCUUAAACAAUUACAAUGUAUACCUUAAUAACUGUUUUAACAUUGUGUAAAAAGCUUCAUCAGUUAGACGUGUAGUAUUUUUUAAGAUGAUCAAAUAAUGAAUGGUCACUCUGUCAUUGAUAAUUGAUUAAUUAAUAAAAAUUGAUUGAUUAAUUAAAUCUUUGGUUAAUUAAUUGACAUUUUAUCAAUUAUCAAUUAUGGUUAAUUGAUGUAAACUGUAAUUAAUGCAAGAAAAAAUUCUUGUGAAUUUUCAAUUGAUUAAUCAAUUAAAUUUGAUUAAUCAAUUAUGUUAAUCGCUCUACCAAGUUAAUUAAUCAAUUAAAAAGUAGUUAAUUGGUUAAUUCUAGUUAAUCCACUCCAUGAUUAAAUGUGUACAUGAAAAUAUUAUACAACUUGUAAAUCUUAAUCUAUCAUCAUAUCAGGCUUUGCGAGGUUUUUAUUAUUCAAUUGGUUUGAUGUAUUCGUUUAAUUGGAUCAUUUUAUUCCUGUUGUUAAUUCACCUAGAGGACUGGGGGUGUGGCGAAAGAUAAUUUAUGAAUAAACUUAUAAGUUGUAUUAAAAAAAUUUGAUGGGAAUGGGAAAGAUGAAGAAAAAAAUUCACUUUUCCAUGAACGGGUCAUAUAACUAAAAAUUUAAGCCAAAUUAAAAAAAACUGAGCCAUACACUUCUUUUUAACAAAUUUUUUAAUCAAGUACGCUUUUGUGGGAGAAAAGAAUUCGUGAAAUUCUCCUGAAAAUAGAAACAACUUAAUGUUGCGUAAUAGCCGCUAAACGUUUUGAAAUCACUUCCUAGUUCAUUGGGUCUGAAUGGAAUGAAAGGGUUUCUAUUUAAAUUUAGAGUUGCCCUCAGUCCAUCGGAUGUAAAUCAAUGUUAGCUGCACGCAGCAGUUCGCUUCUUCUGUUAGUUCUUGAAGAGUGAGUCGGUUGGAUGAAGACGCAAAACUUGAGUGCGUAGUAUCGUCGAAGUCUUAUGAGAUCAGAUACAGUAGUCAGUAUUAGAGACUUCUGGAUUCAAUAGUGUGCGAUUUUAUCAUUUAGUUCAAUGAAGAUUUUAUCAUUAGACUUGCGUCGCUUUGUCAUUUAUUUUCGUGUAUUGGACUUGUCUUAUCUGAAAUUGGGCAAAACGAUGUCAGCGCUAAAAUCUGCGAGAGUCUGAAAGUCUACUGAUCUUCAGUCCGAAACUUCUAGUGAAGUUUUCUCAGAGGUAAUAUGGACUAUGCGGUUUAAGUGUGGACUCCGUUUUUGCCCAACUGUAGCACCAGGGAUAUAUAUAUAUAUAUCUCCCAAGAAGAUCAAUGAUUUCCUUCCCUUCCAUCCACUGUUUCUUCUGUCAGAGUGGCACAUCGGCACCUGUUGUCUGUGAGGUCCUGGGUUUGAUUACUAGUUGGUCCCAGUAUACUCAUGUGAUAGAGAGGGCCACUCUCUUACGACAGCGUAGGUUUCCUCCUACUGUACAACUUGCCCAAAUAUUGUCUAAAGAGCCAAUAAUGAGCAAACUUUGCUUACAUGCUGGUCGACUCAAUAUUUAUAAAAAUGCUUCUUCUCGAAACCGGCCCGGUUAUUGAGAGCGUUGCAUAUCCUCCAGGCCAAUAAGGCACCAAUGGUAAAGCUGAGAGCAGUUUACCCCAGAAUGAUAGAAGCAUUGAAAAGAUUUCCCAUGCUUGUGCCCAGGUUCAUCAUUGAGCAUUUGAUUGUGGUCACCAGAGCAACCCUCUUCAAGAAAACGCAUUACAAUUCAGAUAUGGCUGAUAUAUCAGGUUACCAGCGAGUGUCGUGACCCUAAAAGGGACAACUUUUCAACGAUCCUGUUUGGAGCAGUGACGGUCCUGUUGGAAGCCAUUUUGCGUGAAAAACAAACUUCUCUCAUGCCCUGCUUGUCCCUUGGACUUUGAAAUGGCACACCUGCUGAAUAAACUUUGGAUGGAAAUGGGCGUGUGUAUGAAUGAAUUGUAGAUAACAUGUGUGGCAACAUUCCAGUAAGUCGUAGCGACACUUAGUUUACCAGCUGUACCUGAAUGAGCUCACGUUUGUGCGACAGAUAUGUGCAUAACUAGAAAUAACACAGAUUUUCCACCUUAUGUACCUCUGUUGCCAUGGUGAUGAACUGUAUCGUUACCAUGGUAACUAUAUGUUAUCAAGGUUGAUUUGAUGAUGUCAUCAUACUUAAGCUGUUGAUAUGUUGCUUUUAUUUGAGGUAGCCCCACUCGACAUAUUCUCAUCAAUUGUAAGAUACACACACAUUGGCAUUAUGAUUACAUGUAUGCAUAUAUUGUACAAUUUUACUUACGUUGGGCUGCGUUUCGGCUUUAGAAGAUCAGAAUCGGCUAUACAAUAUGCACAUCUCCGUAAGGUCUUGUCGAUUUACGUGAGAAAAAUGGGGGAAAAGAUGGUGUCUGAUUCGAUGUAUCCAAAAAGGAUAUUGUUAAACUAUGAUGAAAGUGUUUUAUUUCCCCAAAGUUGGGACUUGUCUGGAUUGCCUGUAGUCUAACCAUUGCCCUAAACCUUUCAUCCUGAAUAAUUUGACACCAGUGUUCAAUAAACUUUUCAUCCCAGAUAAGAAACAGCUAUUUGUCCCCUCUGACAUCUUUGUGUACAUACCACCCACUACAACUAGAGCUUCGAAAACAUCGGACACCAUCCAACGCCAAAUUUCGGGAAAAACCGUUCAGUUUCCUUGGAUGUCUUGAUUUCAUCUGCACCAAAAACUGCCUGUCAGUCUGGUCGAAUGUCACAAAUUAGUUAUCUUAGUUCCACAAUUUGCUAAUAGGUGCCAUGGUAAAUAUCUGGAAGCACUCGCGUGUUAUGUUUAUAGGUUUUAAAAUUUUUUGGUGUUCAGGUUCUGUCGGAUUUUCCCGUUGGCGUAAAUGGCGAAAAAAAAUAUUCAACACCGCAAUAGCGCCGUAGUGAAUUCACCCAAACGUAUAACUUGUGUACUAUUUAGGUUUCUUCUAGACUGUAGGCAGCACCCCCUGGUGGCUAUAAUAUGUACUAUAGUGUGAAUAUCUUGCUGUGGCUUUGUAAACUGAGACUAUUCGGAACAGAAGGUGAUUUAGGAUAGAAUUUCAACCUCCAAGGACUUGGGAUAAUUUCUGGCGACCCGUCGAUUUUUUUCCUGCCAGAAAUGAAAAUUGAUCUCAAAAUUAUCGUGGCGUUUGAAAACAGAUGCACUUUGGAAAAAUACAAUGUGUUGGGACGAUUUAACUCAAAGGGACACGUUCAAAGAAUCAAAAAUAAUUCAUCAUUUUCUUGAAAAUAUUCUGCAAUUUCCCACAAUUCACCUUAGUUUUCAAAUGCUUUUGUAUGCUUUUCUGUUUAGUUCCUGAACUUGUCCUUAGUCCUGGAAGGUUGGCUUUAAUAGGGAUUUUUUGUCUUUUGAGGUACAUCAUAGGACAGAUAGGUAGCCCUUCAGUUAGGUUUAACCCUUCUUUGCCCGUUUGAUCCAAUUAUUAUUUAGAUAAAACAAGACACCAUAUCUGCCACUGUCAAGAAAGCUUCCAAAGGAGGUUACUAUCAACCUCAACAAAAAGCGAGGGAACAUCAAGCAAACGAUUUGCCACUGAUAAUCUAAUUGGUAUUUUGUUGCCUAGCAACCAUAAUGUGAUUGACAGUAUUCGGCAUUCCUUUGUGUAGUAUUAUGGAGGGCAGUUGAAACAGUUAAAACUGAAUAUUUCCAAAUGUGAUGAGAAAUUCACCAACAAGGGCUACCUUUACUGUGCAACUCUCUUAACAGUUUCAAAUUGUGCAAUGUUAAUGUAAAAUCUUUUUCUAUAAAAGUCUUGUGCAGUUUAAAUCCUUUACCUCUGCUACACUAGGAUCCAUUUUGCCUUGGACUUCGGAGUAUGUUCAAUUGAUGGAAUGGCCAACUUGUAUUGGGAUGUACAGCGACAUGUUCACUCCUGGCUGUUCCAUUAUGGCCACACACACCCUUGUCUCUGUGACUGGGGUCAGAAUACUCUGCGCAAGUCCAAGGUUUAUUUUUUCGAACACGCUUUUAGGCAAGAAUAAUAUCACCAUGGCAACCAAGUGUUGUGGUGUGUAGCUGCUGUUUUGUCUCCCCCAAUACUAUGCACGGAAAACUUUUUGACGAAUCGAGUGUUGGAGUUUUAUCUUGAUAUGUUUUCAGUCUUUCUUCAUGUUAAUUUUAGAUUGUGACAGAAUAGAUGCAAUUUGACAGUCGGUUUUGGCGAUUAGGGGACAUGUAAUGCAGCCCAGCAAUACUUGCAGUGGCUUUAUAUUUGUCAAUCACGUCACUUCAACAUUCCAUUGUCCAAGGUUAAAGUGAAUUUCGCACAGGCAACACAGCAGCCCUCCAUUUGCUGUUCCGUAUUUAGACGACAAAAAGGCUCAGCUGAACAUCAGACCCACAGGCCUCUUGUUCAUAAUGUAAACACAACUUCUAGUGCCAUUUAAAACUUUAAACAGAACUCGAGGAUUUAAAGCAUUAUCCCCUCUUUGCCAAAGCUGACAUUGUAGUCCCAGUUUUCGGAAAAUGCUCUGCAGUGAUUUUGUCGUUUUGAAAUUGUUGCGGCACUUUUUCUGUGAGACUUUCUCUCCUAAUCACCAGUCUGUUUGUCAGUAAAGAUUAAGGACAGUUGCACACUGAUUGGGAUUUCCUUUAAACAACAAUUGUAAUUAACCAUUUAAUGAAAUAAACAGACUUUUAGAUGUUAA